UAUUGGUACGACUACAAGCUCACUUGGGACCCGGAGGAGUACGGAGGAGUCGAUAUGCUACACGUGCCUUCCGACCACAUAUGGCGGCCCGAUAUUGUGCUCUACAACAAUGCCGACGGGAACUUCGAAGUGACGCUGGCGACGAAGGCCACCCUGCACAACAACGGCCUGGUGGAGUGGAAGCCCCCGGCCAUCUACAAGUCGUCCUGCGAAAUAGACGUGGAAUAUUUCCCGUUUGACGAGCAAACGUGUGUCAUGAAGUUUGGCUCUUGGACCUACGACGGGUUCCAGGUCGACCUUCGGCACAUCGACGAAGUGUCCUCGCAGGACAACGUCGUCAAGGUCGGCGUCGACUUGUCCGAGUUCUACAUGAGCGUCGAAUGGGACAUCUUAGAGGUGCCUGCCGUGCGGAACGAGAAGUUCUACACUUGCUGUGAUGAACCGUAUUUAGAUAUAACUUUCAACAUUACCAUGCGACGGAAGACGCUGUUCUACACGGUGAACCUGAUCAUCCCGUGCAUGGGGAUCUCCUUCCUCACCGUGCUCGUCUUCUAUCUUCCAUCCGACAGUGGGGAAAAGGCGAGAGAAAAACGUCCAAAAAAUUAUAAUCGACGAGAAUAA
Notodromas monacha is the source of this 621-nucleotide messenger RNA. The record is from the annotation of a GenBank genome assembly. Lineage: Eukaryota; Metazoa; Arthropoda; Ostracoda; Podocopida; Cyprididae.